ACAAGUAAGGAUGACGCCGUGGACCGGACACACCGUUGGAGAAAGUAAUUUAUCAGGUAAGCAUAAAUUCUGUUUUUCUGUGGUGCUCAGAGGGAAAGAGGCAGAUCGCAUUGCUUGUGUACUUCCUUCUGGAAGUGAGACCGUUAACUAAAUUUUCCUGCUGCACUGUUUUGGCAGGGGAUGGGGAGGGUCUUCUAGGGUUUGCUUUUGUAAACUCAUUAAAAGCCAUAACAAAUUUUUAAAAACCUUUAGCAACUACAUUCAUUUAUAUAUAUCCACAAAGCGUUUACCAAGCACUCUCGUUUUUUAAUCCAAUUGCCUAGUUGCGGUGCAUAAACACACACAUACUUCAAAAUAGAGACCUCAUUCAUAGGUCUUAAUCAAUCCACCUUAGUGAUUUUUAAUAACAGUAACGUUUCAGGGUUUCCCCCUUUAUGAAACAUUAAGAAGAUAGUGUACAUACCUUAUUAAAUACCCCAUCCCGUUCAUACACAUCCAGAUCUGCCCAGUGAGACUUUCGGUAGCGUCUCCCCGAAGCAACUGCGCAUGCGCGAGUAGCGCUAGGGAAGCCUGUGUGGGCCAACUGAAAUGAUCAAAGUACAAAAAGACCCGUAACUAAGAUACGGCAGGUAACAAAACAUAUCGUUAGAAUGCAGGAUUUAGCCGAUGAUCUAACAAUAGCAAUAUACAUUAUGCAAAUAGGAUAUGAAGUUGAAUAUCAACUGCUUAAAAAGUUUUCUUGUGCGCAUAUGUUAGAUGCCUAUGUCAGUUGCACUGUGAUGUUCUGCAUUGUAUUAGUCUCAAAUGUCUGCUGUAUUAGUCUCAAAUGUCUUCUUCUACUGUAAGUUAUUUGCCCCUGCCAGUGUAUACCUCAGACUGGGCUCUUUAUACAGUUCACUUAAUACAGUGUUCAAAGCACAGAGUUAUGCCAGUGUAUACCUCAGACUGGACUCUUUAUACAGUACACUUAAUACAGUGUUCUAAGCACAGAGGGAAGCAUAGUCUCAAGUGUCUUCUUCUACUGUAAGUUAUUUGCCCCUGCCAGUGUAUACCUUAGACUGGGCUCUUUAUACAGUACACUUAAUACAGUGUUCUAAGCACAGAGGGAAGCUGGCACACUUUAUUUACAAUAAUAUUAGUGGUGCUUCAUACUUUUAAUUUUAACAUAUUUGUUGCUUAAUUUUUUUCUACUACAGCCACUUUAAGCGGAGUGCUCGCCUCCAGGUACUUUUAUCAGUGGUCGACAUUCUUGGCGCUUCACUCGCUUAGUGGUCACAGCAGAAGUGCUAAGAAGGUGCCGGGCCAUUUUUCUUUGGUGCUCAGAGUGGAAGAGGCAGAUCGCAGCGUGGGUGUACUACACUUUGUGGCACUACUUUAUUCCAGGUUUUAAUGUUUUCUUAAAAUCUACUAUCUGAGGUUCUGACUACUAUGCCACCUUCAAGUAAGCCUAAGCAUACACUUAUGUUCUCUAGUUCCUCUACUAGAGAUGAUGUACCAACCGUUUCUGCUGCAGUCAAGCCUGUUAAGGUAUCUGAGUCUGAUCUCUGCUUCUCCCUCUGAGGGCAAGUUGUCUUUUGAAGACUUGUCCUCAAAUUCAGAUCUGUAAUCUAAUGAGGUACCAUUUAAUUUCAUAAGCUUCUAUGUUCCUUAUUGAAGAACAUUUUAUAGACUUUAGGAUCCGAAGCCUGUUUAGAAUAACGCUGUAAAACAACUUCAAACCAAAAUCUAAGUCAGCUGAAGUUUUUCCAGUCAGUCUUCGAAAUUAUCUCCAAGGAAUGGGACAAACCUGGGGUUCUGUUUAUUCCUUCCCCUAAAUUUUAAUAAGUUGUUACUAGUUCCAGAUACUAUUUUUGAACUUUAGGAAACCAUUUCUAAAGUUAAAGGAGCAAUCUCUACUUUAGCAAAAAGAACCAUGUUUCAGCACACCUUUCAGGGAUCCCAUGGAUAGGAAACUGGAAAUUUACCUUAAUGGGGUCUGUUGUUUCAACUAGCUAUGGGUAUCGCUUGUGUUCCAGGCGCAGCGUCUCUCUGAUUACAUUCCUUGUCUGAGUUGAUUUCAGAUGAAUCUUCUUUCAAGAACGUAUAUGACUCUUGUGGUUUUGCUAACUUUCAUUUGUGAUGCUGUAACUGAAAGUAUUUGCAUGAAUGUAAAGAAUACAGCUCUGGCUGUUAUUAAAAGGGCCUUAUGGUUGAAAUGUUCUGCAAGAAAAAUCUUUCUUUGGUCUUUCUUUGGUCCUGGUUUGGAUUCUAUUAUUUCCACUAUUCCACGAGAGGCAAGGGAGCAUUCUGUGGCUCAGUACAUGGAGGUAAUGGGGCUAAAGGUGGCAGCAUCUGGCACCAUUCAGUUUGCGAGGUUUCAUUUACAUCCUUUACAACCUGUCUCAGUUAAUUUAUCUAGACCCCCUGUUCAGACAAUCUUUUUUUGGUGGAUAUAUUUCGCUACAGUUUGGCAAGGGAUGUUUUUUCUUCAUCCGUCAUGGGAAAUAAUUACCACGGACAAAAGCCUCUCAGGUUGGGGCAUGGUCUGAAGUCCUCGGAGGUCUCAGGUAGUUUGGUCUACUCAGGAGCCAAGGCUAGCAAUAAAUAUCUUCAGAAUCUUCAGAGCGCUCAGGCUUGGCCUUUACUCAGAUCAGUUCCCCUCGGUUCUCAGUCUGACAACAUCACUGCAGUAGCCUAUAUCAAUCAUCAGGAUGGUAUUCACAGUGCCCUAGUGAUUAGAGGUGUCUCGCAUUCUAGCUUAGGCAGAAUCUCACCAGUGUAUCAUUUCAGCAAUUCACAUUCCCAGAGUCAAAAACUGGGAAGCUGAUUACUUGAAUUGUCAGACUUUUCACUCAUGGGAAUAGUCUCCAAAUGAAGAUAUUUUCAUUCAGUUGAUUCAUUGCUGGGGUUUCCCAGAGAUAGACUUGAUGGCGUCUUGCCUAAACCACAAGCUCCUCCAUAUAUGGGUUAAGGUCGAGAGACUCUCAAGUGGAACUAAUCGAUGCUCUAGCAGUUUCUUGGUUGUUUCAUCUAGUUUAUCGGUUUUCACCAAUUGUGCUUCUUCCGCGGGUGAUUGCUCAUAUCAAACUGGAACAUAUUUUGGCAAUUCUUAUAGCUCCUGCUUGGCCUCACAGAACUUUUUAUGCUGAUCUGGUUCAGAUGUCCCGCGUGCCUCUGUGGCGUCUUCUUCAUUGUUCAGAUCUAUUAUCUCAAGGUCCUUUCUUUUAUCAAAAUCUUCAAUCUCUGUUUGACUGCUUGGAGGAUGAACAAUUAAUUCUUUCCUAAGGUUUUCUUUCUGACUCAGUGGUGGAUACAUUGAUUCAGUCUCGUUCGCCAGCUACUAGGAAGAUUUACCAUAAGUUUUGGAAAGUGUAUUUUUCUUGGUGUAUGGAGCUAGGUUAUACAUGGGAUUCAGUCAGGAUUCCUCAAAAUUUAUUCAGGAUGUCUUGGUCAAGAUCUUGUUUGCCAGCAUCUUUUAAGGGUUACAUUACUGCACUUUCAGUCUUAUUGUCCUAAUCCAAAAUCUUCAAAAGAGAUUGUUGCACAAUGUGGUCAGAUUCUAUUUGCAAGCUACUAAGGACUUUCUCCAGUCCUCAAACCCAUUUGUUUUGUUCAUGUAAACAUAAGGCCCAAAAGGCCACAUCUGUUACUUUAGCUUCAUGGUUGAAGAGUUUGAUUCACAGGGCUUACUUGGAGGCGGGACAGUCGCCACCUUUACGUAUUAUAGCUCAUUCAAAUCUUUCCAUGUCUACUUCUUGGGCCUUCAAAAAUGAGGCUUCAGUAGACACUAUUUGCAAGGUGGUCAUCUCUGCAUGCUUUUACUAAAUGUUAUUAUUUUGGCAGCUGCCUGAGGCCACUUUUGGCAGGAAGGUUCUUCAGGCUGUUUCCAGUAAAAAGGUGCCGACCUUUUACUUUUUUGUUUCACCGUUUUUCCCCCCCAUAGACUCCUCAGCUUUGAUAUUAGUUCCCAACAGUAAGGAAUUGUGGACUCUCACCACCUUAAGAAAGAAAACAUAAUUUUUUCUUACCUGAUAAAUUCCUUUCUUGGUGGUGAGAGACCACGAACCCGCCCAUUUUUCUUAGUUGGCGGCAUGUUCUAGUUUGCACUUCUUUACCCUACUAUCUUUCUUCUUUCUCCUGUUCUUGGCUAUACAAUAGACUGGGACGUACAAGGAAGAAAGAGGGAUGCUAAAGCUCUGGGAGUAGGAUGUCUAUGCUUCCACCUGUUGGCCAGGUGAUUAAUUCCCAACAUUAAGGAAUCGUGGACUCUCACAACCAAGAAAGAAAGGAAUUUAUCAGGUAAGAAUAAAUUGUUUUUGUUAUACAUUUAGAAAGGCAGCUUCUUUCAUGUACUUUUCUAUUGCAUAUCCAUUAUAGCUGAUAUUUCCCUCGUCUGAUGGAUCUCUCUUUUGUUUAAUUCACAUGGUUUCUGCACUUAUAAUCUAUCAGCAAGAGGUGGCAUCAGUCUGAACAGGGAACCUGAUGAAACUCAGCCUUUCAAUCAAAUCUGUUCUUGGGGGGAACAAAGUGGAGUUAUGGGAAAUUCAGGCACAGGAAGCCUUGCAAAACGGGCAGCUUGGAACUGGUGACGGAAUCCCUGACCUGCAGCCAGGAGUCCUAGCUAGUCAAGCUAUGAUUGAGAAGAUCCUGGGGGAGGAUCCCAGAUGGCAAGAUACUAAUUUUGUAUUGGCCAGCUACAAAACCGAACAAUGCACUAAACCACCCAGACUUUGCCGACAAGGCUAUGCUUGCCCACAUUAUCACAACAGCAGAGAUCGAAGGCGAAACCCCAGGAAAUUCAAAUACAGAUCAACACCAUGUCCGAGUGUUAAACAUGGAGACGAGUGGGGAGAGCCUUCAAAAUGUGAUAGCGGUGACAAUUGUCAGUACUGCCAUUCCCGCACAGAACAACAGUUCCAUCCAGAGAUUUAUAAAUCCACAAAAUGCAAUGAUAUGCGGCAAACUGGAUACUGUCCAAGAGGACCUUUUUGUGCCUUUGCACACGUGGAACGAAUUCCCUCUGCAGAAGAGGCAAUGACUGUUAUGAUGCAGUCAAGCUGCCUUUCAAAGCAAGGUCCGGCCCUCUUUCCUACAGACAGUAUAGGGCUUUCAAAUGAGUGGAGCACCAGUCUUAGUUGUACAAAUAGUAUUCUAAAUCACAAUGAACAAACAAUAAAUAUUUCAUGCUGUAGUAGUCCAACAGUUACCUCAAGCUCAGGUAGCAGUAGCUCCUUCUCGCCUGUUGGAUCCAUAGGCAGGCCAAAAUCAUUAGCAAAUGGUUUGUGUUGUGAAUCUACCACCCCAGGUGUCUCUUCACCAAGCUCAUACUAUGCGCGAGCGCCAGGUUUUGAACGAGAAGACCAGGCAAAACAAAAGUGCCUGUCAUUGGAUAGUAAUCAUAAAAUGAAUGAACAAGAAAACAAGCAGAGCCAUCUCAGUGUUUUUUCAGUGGUUAACCCACUGGCAUCCAGUAUAACCUCCAGUAUAACUUCUAGUCUGGCAUCCAGUAUUGGCUCAGAUAGUUCAUCCCCUACAGCGCUAUCAAGUGUUAAUGCCAAAGCUCUCCCAUUCUACCCAACUAGUAAUACAGUUGAAUCAGUAAUAGGUUCUGCUCUAGACCUUCAUUUUAGCAAUAUCAGUGUUGGGUCUUUAGAUAAAGAAUUAGAAGACACAGAGAACAGUGACCUUGGCCUGUCAAGCCAAAGGUUAUUGGGAAGUUCUGCACCCGUCAAUAUUCCAGGUUCACUUGCACGUUCUUCUUCUCUGCAUUCUUCAUCUUCCCUCUCAACCUCUCCUCUCAGCUCUUUAUCUCAAUCACUGUCUCAGUCUUACCUUGCAUCCAGUAUGGUGCCACGACAGCAGCAUCAAGCUCAGUCUCUGAAAUCCGAGCAGAGUAUCCAAGGCACUUCAACAUCUUCUCACAACUCAUUAGGUUUAAAUGGCGUGACUGGCAGUAUUUGGGAUUUUGUCAGUGGAAACUACUCCCCCAGCCCUUCUCCUGUUUUUAGCAGUGGCACUACUUCCUUAACUAAUACCAGUUCUAGUUCCUGUGAGUUAUCUCGUGUUAGAAAAGAACUUGAUGAAGCCAAGAGGAAAAUUAAGAGAUGGGAAGAUUCAUGGCAGCAAGUAAAGCAGGCAUGUGAUGCAUGGCAAAAAGAAGCCCAAGAAGCAAAAGAGCGGUCAAAAGUGGCAGACACAGAUAGAGAACUUGCUCUUCUUCAAAAGGAUGAGGUUGAAGUCAAGUUAAAGAAGCUCCAAGAGGAAUAUGAUGAUUUAAAAGUAUCUCCACCAUUCUCUAUAAUGAGACAAUAUGGAGAUGUAGAAAAUCUUCCUUUGCCAAAGUUACAUUCAUUGAAAAGUCAACUGUGUUCUGACUUAGAAACAAUCGAUGGGUUAAUAUUCCAACAACAUUCCCAGAAAUGUGUUGUUUGUCACGAACAUGAUAGAAGUUUAGCCCUACAAACAUGUCAGCAUUAUGUACUAUGUGAGCAGUGUGCAUCUAACAAACAAGAAUGUCCUUACUGCAAGACCAAAAGAAUGAAAUGGUGAUGAGCCGUCAAUCCACGGUGAAACCUCUUCUGUGUCAUCUAAUUUGACUAAAGAUUGCAUUGUAUGUUUUAGUAUUUGAUAUAUCAAAUAGAAAUAUUAGGAGAAAAACUGUUAUAUAUUUUACUAGUGAUAGACUGAUAUCUACCCUCAUAGGGCACCAUGGUUCUCAAAUCAGAAGCUCAUAUUGGCGCACUAGGAAUUUAUAUGUUUAAUCAAAUCAAGGUUUUGGACUGUUUGGUACUUGUUUCUAUAUGUUUUACACGUCAUACUCAUGACAUCUGUUUAUAUGAUGCUACUCAAUUGGCUCCCAUUUUUAUUUCGUCAGGAGUCUAGCAUGUUAAAAGGAGGAGAUGUGGGGUUCUGUAUUGAUAGGUCGUUCAAAAACAUUAUUUAAAACAAUUCAAUAUAUAAGUAUACCAGGUUUUACAUACCAACAACUCAAACAACUGCUCUGCUGUUUGCAGUCACAUUUUUCAGACUCAAGUAGGGAUUUCCAAGGUGAACAACACCGAAAAAUAUGCUUCAAUCUGAAACAUAAAUACAUUCUCCAUCCAGUAAGGUCUAGAACGUUUGGUAGGAGCUACAUAUACUCAAUAAUUUGGAGGUGACUGCAGCCUUCUGGUGGCUACUUUUGCUGUGGUUGGUGCAGAACUUUCCUGUGGCUCUCGCAUGUGCUUAAAUAAGUCAGCUGUGAGGAAUUAAACAUAUUUUCCUGUUAGUGUCCCUUUUCAACCACUACCUUUGAGCAAAUGACUGUACAUUAUCCUAGAGGGCCAAUCAUAAGCAGUCCCGUUGAAUGGGUCUGUUUAUGUUGAAAUGUAACAUUAUUCACACAUUAAUGUGCUUGCAUGUAUUCAUUUUUACGUACAUAUUUUCAAGUAGACUCAAUUGAAUCGAAAGUCUAAGAAAAGAUUACCCAAGCAUCAAGCUUUGGGGAUUGCACUAAAGUCUGGUUAGGGAAACCGCAUGCUACUCACAUAGUUAUCUCUUUAAAAUAGGCUCUAGUUGACAUCUCACUCUGUGUAUUUAAACACAGAGGUAUUUUAUUAAUGUUUUUAAAAGUUUUUUUUUCCAUCAAAGAUUUCCGUUCUAAUCUUUUCCCCUUGUAUUCUGUUUUAAUUCACAAGAGGGGUUGGGCAGGUAACUAUAAGGUAUAUUCAUUUUCCUUGGACACAUUUGGCUAGAUUCCAUAAAACAGGUUGAUGAUAAUUGCACCUUUUCCUGACUUGAAAGGUUUAGUGAAUCAAGGCUAUUGUGCUGAGGACUGUUGCAUGGUCUCUAAGCAAAAAAAAACAACUAUGUCAGUAUACGCAUAAUAAACUGUAAGCGGUGGAUUUAUUUUUUAUAUAACAGAAAACUGUUAAUAUAUAUAUAUAUAUUAUAUAUAUUAACACUGUUAACUAGCACCUUUUUGGAGUUAUGACUGUGUGUUCUGUUUUACCAGUAUGUCAGAAUUUCUUAUCAUGUUAGUCUUAGUUUAAAAUGAAAGGAAAAAAAAACAAUCUUUUUGUUCGCACAAUCACAACAUGAUACGUUUAAUUAACAGCGGUGCUUCUUUUAGUAGAGUCAAAUCCGAAAGCAAUUCAUGGAAUCAGUCUAACACUAUUUUUUACUAGGUUAUUUUGAAGAAGUUUAAUUCUUGUAAAAGCACUUUGUUAACCAGGGAUUAUGUUUAGAGGUUACUAUAAAUUGCUUUAAGCUGCUUUGUAGACUUUUUUUAAUAUGCGAUAAUAUGGAGCUUUUGUGUACUGUGAACUUGAAAGAUUUCAUGUCAGUUAAUUACUGUUGAAUAUUAGUGUAGUAAAAAUAUUGUUAGAUUUUCAUAUGCUGAAUUUAGUACUUAAAUGGAUGCUAUAUAGUAGUUAAUACAAUUAAACUUAGACUAGAUAUUUUUUUUAAGUUUUGAAGUGCAAAUUAAUAGUAUUUAUAAAUAUAACCAGCAAAUGGAUUCAUAAUAAGGCACAUAUUUACAAUAUUAUGAGCAUUUAGAAAAUCACUCUAUUGAAGGAACCAUUUUCAUGUUGCUUAUUUUUUUAAUUAUUAUUUUUUUGUAAACAAACUUGUUCAAAUUUAUGGAAAUGUGUUGAAUGUUUUGAGUGUCUUUUUAAUAGCUUUUGUAAUGAUAUUGUUUUUUUUAUCAUAAUUUAACUUCAUGCUAUCAUACAUUUUAUAAGCUUAUAUGUGAAUUGAGGUCACAUGGCCACUUUUUUAAGUGCCUAUGCCUUUCAGCAGCUAAAUAGAGUUUCAAUAAUUUUAAAUAUUCUGCAAAUUGACUUUAACUGAUUAUUUUAUUUGAAUUAAAUAUAUUCUGGACAUGCUUGAAUAAAUGGGAUGAUAUCUUAGUAAUUGGUUUUCACAAUUUUAAUAAAACAUUAUAUAAAACCUAGUUGACAAAAAAAAAAUGAAACACAAAAAUAUAGAUUUUUAAAUUUAAUAAGAAAGUGGUGCUCUUUGUAUUUUAAUGGGAUUACUUUUUUUGUUACUUAUUUUAAACUUUUCCUGCAACAGCUUUUAGAUGUAUUAAUACUUUUGUUAUAAUGAGCCUCCCUUGCUUUACAGUUGUUAAGGAUUAACAGCAUUGGUUAAUGAACUAUGUACAGUUUCAUUUUAGAACAGAUUGAUAGAAUGCACUUAAGAAUAAAAAAUAUACUGUAUGUAAACACUGUAUGCAGUUACAUUUUAUUAACUGAGCUGUUUUACAUUUAGAAGAAUUACAGAUAGUUGUGUGCUGUUUUAAUAUAAUGUGAUGUACACAUGUUUUUAGACCAGCUUACUGUGUUUAUUUUUUGGUUAUGUUUGAGUAUAUCUAUAUAUGUGCGUGUGUGUGUGCAUAUGUAUGUAUAUUCAUACGAUCAGCAAACAUGUCCCCCCCCCCCCCCCCCCCCUUCAUUAAUCUAUAUGUACAAAAGAAUAUCAAAUGUCAGUUUCCAAAUCGAAUUGCUGUUCAGAUAUUCAGAUUUGUAUCAGGAAAUGUGAAUCUAUAUUAACUCUAAUCUAGCUAUGCAUUGGUACCAUAUCAAAGUAGAUGUGAUUUAGAUUAAUGUACAAUACAGUAAAAAAAAAUAUAAAAUUGGUAUUUUUGUGAUAUUGUUUAAAGUGCAAGAAUUUGCUAUAAUUAUCAAUGGACUUCACUGUUUGUUUUUAUUUUGUUUUAUUGUUUAGUCUUUUGCCAAAGACUUUAUGAACACAGCAUUUUUUGGCUAAACAAAUGUGUAAAGUGUCUUGGUUAAAAAAAAAAAAAAUGGAUAGUGACCAAAAUUGUUGCAUUAAUGAUUUCUUUUUAAAAAUAUAUAUUAAUUUUUAACAUUGUUUAUACAGUAAUUCAUGCCAGUCUGGGAUGUGAAGUAACAUUGUAAAGAUAUUUAAAAAGCUAAACUCAAUAUGCAUAGCAUCAUUUUUGUUUCUAUUUUAGGAGUAUGGUAAAAAGAAAGAAAGCUUAUAUUGUAAGUGCCCAUCUGUUUAAAGGCUUAUGGCUUUGUGGCAUUUUAAAAAUACAAUUUGGUGAUUUAAUUAUA
Messenger RNA from Bombina bombina (fire-bellied toad), 10043 nucleotides. It is a transcript of the gene UNKL, whose product is annotated as unk like zinc finger. Bases 4462 to 6528 code for a protein of 688 amino acids. The record is from RefSeq and is a predicted model, not a curated record. The transcript is spliced from 14 exons. Gene Ontology annotation, molecular function: metal ion binding. Lineage: Eukaryota; Metazoa; Chordata; Amphibia; Anura; Bombinatoridae.